Molecule: messenger RNA, 474 nt
Organism: Aphanomyces invadans
Lineage: Eukaryota; Oomycota; Saprolegniomycetes; Saprolegniales; Verrucalvaceae
Exons: 2
Coding region: 1-474 (157 amino acids)
Source: RefSeq, a predicted model, not a curated record
AUGCCUAGCGACGGCAAGGUGUCGUCGUAUGUGGCAAACGUGCGUCGGCGCAUUUGGGAGAUGGCGGACCCUGCACAAUUUUUCCAACCGUCGAACCAACUCGGGGCGUUCGCGGACUUCGACGUGGUCCACGCGACGCUGCACCAGCUCGACGUCGUCAACAAAAUGUGCGCGAACAUGACGUCCUGGACCAACCCGGUCGUCCUGAAAGCGGCAAUCCAUCGAUAUGACGAGUUCAUCUCGUCCGCGUCAAAAAUGGCGCCGGGAAUCACCUUGGUGUCCCAACCACAGACAUCAACGUCGUCUGGCACACGCACCCGACCUUCCCCAUGGACUACGCGACCUUUUGCCCGCAAGUCGGCCCAUACACUCGUCGACCACGAUGACACGAUCGGCAACGGCGACUUGCGCGCGAGCUAUGCCGACACGUCGCAAGUGUUUGGCGAACCGUACUCGUCGUACCCGCCCAACUAA